GAUAUUCUGUUGCGAGCAGAGGUGUGGAGGACUCUUCUCAUGAAAUAUCUCAGACUCGCUCAAUUGUAUCGUUGUAAAAGUGCUGGGGUUAGGAGAGAUGUAAUUGACUAUCAAGUAGUGCUGAUGACAGUGGAUGUAAACAAAAAUGCACAGCGAAUAAAUGAGAAACUACGACUAGGGGUGGUGGGAGAAGGCAUACGGGACUAUUCACAUUGUAUUCCACCCUGGUAACUGCUACACUGCUUGCUUGCUUUUGAUGUAGGUGCAAACCCAGGCAGACAGGAUCCUAAAUGGCUCCAGUAGGAAAGGAAAACCAACAAGUAUCGUUGCCCUUUCCGAAGACCCGAGACAAGCCAGAUUGGAAGGAAAACACUUUGCUAGCUGCAGGCUCUUUGAGCAGCAGUAAGAUCCCGGUGCUUUCCAAAAUCAGACACGCUCCAGAGUGGAGACAAUCCCAGCCACAGAAGUGAACUCAGACGAGUUUGUGUCUGACCCAGAAGCUCUUGCUAGCAUACUAUCCAACACAGGGCUGACCCACCAGAUGGUGAGUGUAGCACACAAGCCCAGCCUAGCCCAGCGAAUUCCUCUGAAAGGGAAGAAAGCAUGUUUAAGCAGCAUUGGGAAUGCCCAUAGCUCCCUGGGUACAGAGACUCCUGCAAUGAACCCUUUUCGCAUGUCCCAUAUCUCUACGUCUGCUUCAACAGAUAUGGAUCGCCCACAGUCUUUGAGCCUUGGCUUAAAUACUCAACAACUUAAAACGUUGUCAACCACACUCAAGAAUUGGAAGCCCGGGGUGGAGAAGGCAAAGGUGAACCAACUCACAAGGACCGUGGAAGGGGACAGUUCAGCGUCCAGUCUGGAGGCAAAACAGCCGAACAACAUUGCUGGGGGCAAGCUGCCAACACAAAGCAGUUCAGUUGGCAGGAAGGAAAUCGCAGGAACCUCUUGGAAGGAGGAAGAGUUCACGCCAGACCCAGCAGCGAAAGCAAGCAUCCUUUUGAACAUAGGCUUGAGCCACUCCGCCUUUGGGGCCACAGGCAAAGUGAGCCUGGCCCAGCGGGUACCGCUGAAAGAUGCUCAGAAACAAUCAGGAAGGUGCGACAGUGUGCAGGGGGAAGAUCUCGCUCUGUCCCAGCCCCGCACAACUGUUAGGUCAGCAGGGAAGUAUGGCCGUGUGUCCUGCCGUACUACUCCAGGCCCUAAAGCUCUAGAGAAGCUGGAAGCUUCUGGAGCCCAGCAAACAAAUACACCAUUUGGGAGGUGUUCCAAUGCUGAAUGGUCACCUUAUGGACUAGCCAGAAGAGUUCCCAUUACUAACUCUCAACCCUUGCGCCGUGCGACCUGGACACGUCACCGUAUACGUCAUACUGCCUGUACCACGGACAAAAGGGUGGGUACCCAUCAGUUAAAAAAGACAUAG
Molecule: messenger RNA, 1420 nt
Organism: Thamnophis sirtalis
Lineage: Eukaryota; Metazoa; Chordata; Lepidosauria; Squamata; Natricidae
Source: RefSeq, a predicted model, not a curated record